UCGCUCUCCUUCGGGGCGAAACUGCAAAAGGCGGAUAACAAUUAAUGCGUAUCUGUUCGAACAACCGCGAUAAGAGAUACAACCCGUUCCCCGGCGUUUACGUUUUCCGUCGCCUCGUUUUUGCGUUACAAUUUCUCUCGGCGCGCUCGUCCUCGUUCGAUCGCUUUGCGGACGGUUGCAUUCCUGAACGGUCGCUGAACAGUGAACAGGUUACAGGCGUGGUGUCCGUGCUCCGUGUUCACGCGAGAGACGCGGAGAGACGGCACGGCAAAAGGCCGACAUGAGAUGCUGAUCGGCUGAGUGGGUCGCGACUACAGAAUAGAUAAGAGACAGACGCACGAUGGCAGACUCGUCCUACGAGAAGGGGCUGACCGAGUUGUCGAAGAUGAAGGUGGCUGACCUCAGACUAGAAUUAAAGCAACGAGGACUUCCCACUACAGGAAAUAAAAAUGAACUGGUAGAGAGACUUCAGCUCGCAAUUCACGGAGAUUCUGCACUGUCCUUGGACGAAACUGCGGAAGAGAUUUUGGACGAAGAUGAUGUACUUGGCGACGAAGAGAUCGAGGAAUUGUCCAGUAAACCAGAUUCACAAGAGGUCGUUGAAAAGCGAAAAUUGUCCAUAGAGAGCAACAACACCAAUACAAAAAAGAUAGUACUGAACCGCAAACCUGUGUUGGAGGAAAUAAAGAAUGACCAGGUAGAGAAGAAAGAGAACAUGGGAGUGAAAAUUCCCGAGGACAUACCGCCGGAGAAAAAGAUUAUCAAACUGUCGGAGCUCAGCACGAAGGAGAGAUUGGAAAUGAGGGCUAAGAAAUUUGGUGUACCGUUAUCCGAGGCAGCGAAAAAAGAGGCUAGACUAGCCCGUUUUAACGUAAAUAAUCAAAAUAACAAAUCGGCUGCGUCAAUAAAAACGCCCGUGCCUACUACAUAUGAAGUACUGAAGAAACGUGCAGAAAGAUUUGGAAGUUCGGUAUCCACCUUGAUGGAGAAGGCUGAAUUGGCUGAACGAUUGGAGAAGAGAAAGGCCAGAUUCGGCGAAGCAGAUCCCACGGAGAGUAAAGUAUCUAAGAAUAAAGUUAAGAUUGUUAAAUGAUACUCGGUGUUAUAUACGAAAGCGACGAUCUAGAAUACAAAAAAGUCUUAAUUUAAGUUUUCUUAUUUUCAAUAAAGCUACCGUACAACGAGAAGAAGCACGACUCGUUAAAGGCGAUGUACUUUUUAAUACCAUUGUCACGUCAGUAUUAAAGCAUCCAUACUUCUCUCUACGUUUUCUCUUUAUAUUGCCUUGUCACAUGCGAACUCUUUCUUAAAGAAAUGGACGAGGAAGAGAUCCUCUUAGAAAUUGUAAAUGGAUGUAUCACACCAAUAAACUCACGUACACAACGUAGUCGUAGUUCAAUCGGCGCGAAAAACGUUACCUAAGAUUUCGGAAUUUCAGGAUGACGAGGUAAAAAUGUCACACGCAUAAUGUGCAUGCGCGUUUUAAGUAUAGGUCUGUUUCUUGUAGCUGAAUAGGUGCAGCCAAUUAAAAGAAUAAAAUUGAAACUGCAAUUAUCUGAA
Vollenhovia emeryi is the source of this 1560-nucleotide messenger RNA. Its product is annotated as SAP domain-containing ribonucleoprotein. Lineage: Eukaryota; Metazoa; Arthropoda; Insecta; Hymenoptera; Formicidae. Gene Ontology annotation, cellular component: nucleus. The transcript is spliced from 7 exons. Gene Ontology annotation, biological process: poly(A)+ mRNA export from nucleus. Bases 341 to 1093 code for a protein of 250 amino acids. The record is from RefSeq and is a predicted model, not a curated record.